Messenger RNA from Nicotiana attenuata, 879 nucleotides. Its product is annotated as protein Hook homolog 3-like. The transcript is spliced from 3 exons. The coding region runs from base 1 to 879 and encodes 292 amino acids. NCBI's taxonomy places the organism in Eukaryota, Viridiplantae, Streptophyta, Magnoliopsida, Solanales, Solanaceae. The record is from RefSeq and is a predicted model, not a curated record.
AUGGCCGAAGAUUCAGAACUAUGGGACAUCAUCUGUGAUGGUCCACAUGUUCCUAUGAAGAAGCUCGGAGAAACUGGACCAAUGGUGCCGAAAGACAGAAAGGAGUACAGUGAUGUUGACCAAAAAGCUGUAGAAAAGAAAUAUCGCGCCAAGAAAAUCUUGGCCCUUGCUGCUUGGGGAUUCUCCUCCAGUGAAUCAGAAAGGGAACCAGAAGCAGAAAAUAGCUCCAUGAUGGCUUUGGAAACUGAAGCAACGAAAUAUGACUCACUGUUCGCGCUGAUGGCUCAGUCUGACGACGAUGAAGAGGAUGAAAAUGAUGAGGAGAUUCUAACCAUAGAACUAAGAGAAGCUGAACAAUCUAGAGAUGAUCUGGUGGUUUGUGUAGUGGACCUAAAUGAGACCAUAGCUAAUCUUGAAAAGGAAAAGGAAGCUUUGAAUGAAAAAAUAAAUAGUGUAGAAAAAGAGAGAGAUGGCCUGAUGGUAGUGGUUGUUGAUUUGAAGGAAACCAUAGAAGGUCUUAGCAAUGAGAAAAACACUCUAGAAGAGAAAAUUGCUGCUACUGAGCAAGAAAGGGAUGACUUUUUGGUGAUAAUCACUGACCUAGAGGAAACCAUUGAGAGACUCAAUUCAGAACAUAGGACUGUGAGUCUUGGGAAAGGGAAGGAAGUAGCUAGUGAGACACACAUCAAGCUUGAGAAGGAAUUAAAUGAUGUGAAAACUAGUCGAUGUAGGGAACUUGAGAAAAAUAGGCAACUUCAAGCUGAAUUGGAGAAAGUAAAAAUUAAUCUUGAGAAAUCUCUGUUGGAGAAAUCUCUAUUGAAGAUGCAGUGCAAGGUAUUCCCAAGUAGCAGAACAAGGAGUGCAGGGAAAUCCACUUAA